Xyrichtys novacula (pearly razorfish) is the source of this 9813-nucleotide messenger RNA. The record is from the annotation of a GenBank genome assembly. Lineage: Eukaryota; Metazoa; Chordata; Actinopteri; Labriformes; Labridae.
UUUGGGGGAGGUUGUCCUUCUUCCCGUUGAGCUAAUCGGUUUUGGUCAGCCGCUACACCUGCUAACGGUUUCUGAUAUUUAUCCAUUUACAAAUUAAAACAAUAUGGACGACUUUGACAUGCUCAACGCCCCCUCUGCCGGUAAUGGUGUCGGCUCAGAAGAGGACCCCGCUGCCGCUUUCUUGGCCCAGCAGGAGAGUGAAAUCGCGGGGAUCGAAAACGACGAAGGUUUCAGCAUCCUGGACGGCGGAGAGGUGCCUUCAUCGCUGGGGGACACGAACGGUGAGAGACCGCUGUGGUUCAGCCAAGACACUUUUACCCGCUACAGUAUUAAUGUUGUCUUUUUAAAGUGAGAGAAUGGAAUGCUUUUCAAUGAAACUGCCUUUUAAAAUGUACGAUCUGUUUCGUUAAAGACAUAGGAAAUGAUGCCCAUUCAGUCAUCCUGCUAACGUUAGCUGGGUUAGCAGAUUAGCUUCCAGUAUCUGACGUUAACGUCUACCUGUUUUAAACGUUAUCUAAUAUUGACACGCGUGACCAGGAAGCACGAGGAAGAAACGAUCAAAGAAUACAGAUAGGACAGGGUUUUAGCUCCUUUGUUAUAAAUGAAUGAGGCUGUCUGGUAGCAUAAGCUGCAUUUUUACAGAGCUUGUCAUUCAGGCUGCAGUCAUGUUACCUACAGGCAUCACGACAUGUUAUUUUCCUGAAAACCUUACAGUCGCAGGAGGAGGAAUCCGAUAAAGCAAAAUGACCUUUGAUCACGACUGUCGCGUUUCCUUGAAGCUGGAUAUUCAUAAUGUUUGAAUAUAUGCAGCUGGUCCCAAGUGCUGACAUAUCAUGUUGUAUCAUGUGUUUGUAUGUAAAGAGAAAACAUUGAGUUAAGGUCCUGCCUUUAGAAAAAUGACCUGAAUUUGAUUGUUUGGUUUUGAUCUGAUAAAGUACAGCUCAUAAUUUUCCCUUAUGUCUUUGCAGACGGCACUGUCAAUGGAGAUCUUCAUGGGGUAAUACAUUUUCACCUACAUCUCAAGUCUUUGAGCUUGUUUUUCUGUGUUUUAUAAGUUAAUUAGAGGAAUUUUUAAAAAUCCAUUUGUGAUCCCAGCCAACACACUACACUCUAAGGAGCGAGGAAAGCAUUGUCAUGUGAUCACGUUUCUUCCUUGACCUCUGUCAGUGCUGUCCCCGUCCUCAAGCAAUGUUGGGUUUGCCUUAACUUCGGUCAUAUUUUCAUAUUUUGGCUCUAAUUUAAAUUAAUUUCUGAAGAACAUGGAUCACCCACUUCACAACACCUUGAUGGACCAAAGGGCCAGUGGUGGUGGACGGCUCCUCUCUUCGCUGUAGGACAGAAAGAUUCAGAAGAUCUUUUUGUACCAACAGCCAUCAGACUUUAUAACUCUUAUUUAAAUAAUAGAUAACUUUUAUAGACAUGUUAUGUGAGAUAACAGACAAUUGAAUUUCUCCUUGGGGAUCAAUAAAGUUAUUCUUAUUCUUAAUUUCUAUAAUUUAUGACAAAAUUCUCUAUAAGAGCAGUUCCACGGAUUGGCUAUCAAUCCACUGACUGGUGCUGACUGGCCAUUAGCAGAACAUAGCACAUCUCUAAAGAAGAAGUCAGAUAGGUGAAGAAAUACACACAGCUCUUGGCACUGUAGCAGUGUGAUUUUAGUGCUAACUGCAGUGGUUUUAAUAUCUGACUCUUACAUCCACUCCAACUUCCUUUUCCUGUGCUCAUUGCAACAUCAGUCAGUAUUCUGCACAGUCAGGACUUCUUUCUGACAUUGGAAGAAGCUAAGCUGAUAAAACUCACAGUGAGCCAAACUUGAUUUUACUACAGUGUCUCAACAGACAUUUAGCUUCAAACAGAUUUUCUAAAUAUACAUAUUCGAUUCAGGACAACAACACUGAGUUCACUUGCUGAUUCUAAAUGCACUUGCUAAAUAAACUAUAGUUUGUGUGAGUCAGAUUAAGUCAAAAGUUUUCACAACAUGUCAACGACACUUUUUGUUUUAGGAAAGCAACGGUCCAUCAGAUGCCUAUGCCGCUAUUUCUAAUGCAGAUCGGCUGCAGGCGGAACCUGAAAGUCUACGCAAGUGGAGAGAGGAGCAGAGAGAGAGGCUGGAGUUGCUAGGUAAGCACAGACAAGAGUAUAUUCUCCUUCCACAGAUCAGUUCUUAGGUCAGUCAGACAAAUAAAAUCAGCAAUAGGAUACAUUUCAAGUGCUAGAGAUAAAACUAGCUGUUAUUCCCUAACAACUAAUUCCCCUCCAGUGAUUCCUACCCUGUUCAUUAGUGAAAAAGUUCCAUGUCGUUGACACUUCCAUACAUCUCUUUAAUUCUUUAUCACUCAUCUCCUUUCCCAGAUGAUAACUCUCGCAAGCAGGAGUCAGAGUGGAAAGAGAAAGCUAAGGUGGAGCUGGAGGAGUGGCACUCAAGGCAGAACGAGCAGCUGGAGAAAACCAAAACCAACAACAGGUACUGGCUUCUAUUGAGGGGUAGAGAUGAGGAAUAAAGGAAGCGAAGAGGGGAUAACAUUGCCACCAAAAAUAUUAGUUAAAAAAAAGACAUCUACGGUUGUUACCCAACACAAAAAAGCUAAACUGAUGAUAUGGAGACAGUCCCAAAAUAAGAGUAGCCUUCGGGGAUUGAGCCACAGGGCAUGUAACCAGAUACCAAGGUUUAGCUGCAGAAGAAGAAAUAGAUCCACCUCAACCUCCAGAUUUCAGACAAUGUGCUGGUGUCCAAAAGAACCUUCAAGUAAUGAGAUAACUUUACAGCAAUGGGAGAUCAAGCCUCUCUCAAGGGGCAACCUGAGAUACUUAAAAAGAUAACCUAAGAUAACGACAACUCACAUACAAGUAUUCAAGCAUCUGGUGCUUAGACAGAAACUUGGCCAUUGAACUUCUGCAACAAGUACAAAUGUGCUUUGCUCUAUGGUUCCUUUUAUGAUUAAUAUUUUGAUCUGUCUUGCUGUUCAGCUUUAUGGAGUUCUAGAUUUAUUCCUAUAAUCACAAUCCUACAGAGUCAGGCUGGCAUAGUUUCCAUCUGAGUGUCUCCUGCAUUGUAAUGUGGCCCUGCAGCCCUAUCAAUAAUAAACUACAUGCAACUACAGCUUUUCACUCCUCUGACAGCUCUGUGUUUGGUGGAAAAGAGUAGCACAGUGAUGUAUGAUCUUUUCUCGAUGCAGAAAAAUAACUGACACACAAAUGAUCUGGCACCAAGAGAAAGUUCCCCAAGCUCCUCAAGAAGUGUCUUAGAUUAAAAAACAAGGAAAUUAAAGUCCUAAAUUGCAUUUAGUCUAUUGCAAAUUUGCUUACUGUAUUAAAUUUGGAAAUCGUACUUUAAAGUUUAGUGGGAAAACGAUUAAGCUGUAGCUUAGCCUUGUCAAAACAGACUAUUGAAGCAGUUGAAAUAAUCUGAAUGAAAUGCCUUGGCCAAAGGUUUGGGUCCAAUUAGCUCAGCUGCUUUCAGGGUAGCCAAUAAGUCAAUGCCUUUUGUUUUAAAUCUCCUCAUGUAUUCAGCUUUUCCUCAAACUGGUGUUAAAACUUUGAUGUUUAAGAAUAACGGAUACACUGAGGAGUCAUCCAGCCUCACAGGGACAUAAGGGGGAGGAAUCGAAUGAGUCAGAGAAGCAGAAGUAUUAUGUGCUAUAAAAUUUGAGGAAUAGGCAGAUGCUUAUUGUGCCUGUGCCUCUUAUCGUCUGGUACCAUUUAUAUCAUAAGAAACAGGAGUGUUGGUCAGUGCAUGGUUACAAGUCCAUGCACUGUAAAUAUUUUAGCAUUCAAAUCUUAACUUACUACACAAUCAGGGAAUUUUUCUCCUGCUUGACCAUUAUUGACACACUUAUUUCGAAAGUCUAAGGUACAGAGCAGCUAAAUCUGAGUAACAUGCUCUCACUGCCAAUCCAUGGGCCUAACAUUAACCAGAUGUUUGUUGAGCUUUUGCAGUCAGAGCACAAAGCAGUGCGCCUGAGCCUUGCAACUAUUAUUCAAUCACAGAUGCACAGCAUGUACAGCUUCAAGAUGUGGUGAAUACAGUGAUUUCCAGAGACCUGGCAUCUUUCAAAGAGGUUUUCUCAAUGCUUUUGGCAUCUAAAAUUGUGUUAGUCAGGUUUUAAAAAGGUCUGAAGUGCACAAAAUAAUUGUGGUAAAAAUUGUACAAGGACUAUGCAAGAGUUAGUGCUUCAACUAUAAGUUAUUUUUCAUAAUAAUGGAUGUCUCCUUAUCAGCUAAUCAAUAAAUCUAUCAACCUUACGGAUAUCAUUGAACACUUGAGUAAAACGGCAGGUCUCCAGACUUGAUCCCUAGUUAAUUACGGCAAAAUCUUCUUUAUUCUCUAAUCUGAGUUUGUAUUUCGAAUGUAAAGAGCUGAUGCUGUUGGACAGAUCACUUGAGCCUUGUGAUACAGGAUUUCGUUCACACAAUGAGGUGAGACUCUCAAGAGACUUAAAAACACGCUGACAAGUCCUUCCGAGCCUUUGAUUAUAUGUCUUAACAUCAUAAAUGUGUGGUAACCUAUAAUGCUUGUGUUUCCCAUCCUCCUUUCCUUUUUACCGCUCUCUCUCUCUCUCUCUCUCUUCCCGCCUUCUCGCUGCUCUGUCGCUUGGGCGGAUGUUUGUCCAGGGUGCUGGAUGAAGACUUCUACAAGCAGCCCUUCUCUGAGCUCAUUGGUUAUGUGUAUGUUGCUCCAACUAACAUCCUCCCUCGUCAUUUUUCGUACAUUUCUUUUCUCCAUCAUCAUCAUCAACCUCUCAGCACUUAAACACCGACAUCAUAUCCAUCUCAUAAAUGUAGGCGUUCGUUAACUUCCCAGAUUUUGUUUCCAUGGGUUCAGUUUGAACUUUUCAUUCUUGACAUGGAUUUUUGUCGUAGAGCUUAUUUUUCUUAAUCAAAUGAAAACCGCUGUAAUAACUUUCCCCUCAUCUCUGCAUGUCAUUUGUGAGUUGAUGCUCGUCAGAAUAUUCCAGUUAACAGAAUGACUGCAUGCCACUGCACACACAAAUACUGCCACCUCAUAUUAAAAUGUAUUAUUUAUUUUUGGCUGUGAUUUUGUUCAUUAUCCAUCGUCAUUUUAACCCCGUACUGUUCAAUCAUUUCACUUCUGUAGGUCACUCUGCAAAUACAUGAUACACAUCUGGAGCAUUUAACAUGUGCUGAUAUUAAUAAUGAUAUGAACUCACAGAAAGUGUUGUCUCUUAAAAUAUGAUCUUGCCUCAGAUAACCCACAGAUUUUUUGCUCAGGAGUAGGAAGCUUGAAAUGUUUGAAGCAUUUGUGUGUUGUGACAUUCAGUGAUUGCGCAAGUAUCAUCGAGACUUCCUAAGAAGUAAUGUCUGAUUUUACUACACUAUCUGAAAGGGGUACUUUGCUCUUGGUAGUAGAUCCUCCUUCUGAUCCUCUUUUAAGUGAGUCCUCCACAGUUGUCACCCUGACUUCUCCAGACAUGUUUUUGGAGGUUCAGGGCCAGUUGCGCGCAUUUGAAACUGAGCUGAGAUUUGCAGUUGCCGAAACAUAAUCGCCGAAGGUCUGACAAACAGUGUUAAUUUUCUCCUCAAGUUAGGAGGUACAGACUUUUCAUAAUUGAAAGCCAUGUCGUAUACCCUCUGACACUAUCGAUGUUUCAGUGUUAUACAUCUCACCAAAUAUACAUCACCUCCAGCUGAAGCUCAGAUGUCCUGACGGGCUUCAGGGAUACAAACAUCACAAUAUUCAGUAUUGCUAACACUACAAGUCAUGUCAUGGUUACACAACUGCUUCAAACUGAACUGUUUCAUGCUUUUGAUAGAAUAUCAGCUGCUCUGUAGUUACUGCUCUCUUACAGAAUAACAUGCUAAUUUGCCCAGCUAGCUAUCCAGUUAUAGCCUCAGACGUGCAGCCUUUGGUUUGGUCUUCAAAUUACAUUGGAACACUAUCAGCCUGCAUUGUGGUGCACCCAAGCCCCCUCCCCCUUUCAAUAGUUUUGUUUUGAGGAAUAGAGAAGUAAGAACAGUUUUUGAUUCAUUUUUUAAAAAUUAUUAUGUAUGCAUUUGAAACUGCACAUUUUCUUUAAAAGGGAUAUUCCGGCGUAAAAUUAAGUUAGGGUCAAACACACUGUAACACCAAGUUAGACGCCCCAUCAAGAGAUUAAUGUUGCCGACCGCUUGCUUCUCUGGUUAUACCAACUUUAGUAACAACCACACAAUAGCAAUACAGAGAGCCACAUGCUCAACCAAAACACCACUCCAUAGCCACAUAUAAUACUCAGAGCAGCACCUAACUUCAUCAACAGUACAUAUAGGGUCAAAGCCAUAGCACUAGCCACCAAACAUCUUUUUAACUUUAACUCACCUACUCUCUUCCAGCAGCCGCCUGUUUGCAGGGUGAGCCCUGAAGAGUCCCAUCACUGACUGCAGCGGGGUUUAGCAGCUCAAGGAAGAACAUUUAUGAUCAUUACUUCAUGGAAAUGCAAUCAGACCGAGAUGCUAAGGCAGAAGAACUACUGCGUCUGCAGUGCAAAAUGAUUAAUAUGAUGAUUAUUACUCAAAGGAAAUGAUAAAGUAAUGAUCAUAAAUGUUCUUCCUUGAGCUGCUAAACCCGCUUCUAAUUCAGCAUCUUGUUUCACUGUUGUGGAUUGAGCUAAUACCACACUAGUGUUUGAUCUUCAGGCACUGCUGUGCUGGUCCAGAAUAACACAGAUUCACGCCAUCUUCUUCCCAUUUAACUCAUCAGUAUAAGUCUGUUACAGGACCGGCAGGGGUCACAUUUAAAACAUAGUCCAGGACCGAAUGAUGUGCAAACACUUCCCACACAAACACCAACCAAAUGUGACAAGAGAAUUAUCUCUUCUCUGGAGACAGUGGGAGCCGUAUUGUUUGUGAAUACAGGGAAAUAAGUAACACCUUCAUCUUAUGACAGAUCUCCGGUCAAAAUGAUAAAUGUUUAUAACUGAUAGAAAUGAACUAUGUACCACCGUCCCCAGAAGAAUAUAUUCUUCACUCACCAAAUCAGAGGCUGCACGCUGGUCUUUUUUUGUAGAACUGUUUGAAGAAAACAAAUGUUGCUUCUGCAUGCUGGCUUUCAACAUCUGCAUUGAGGUCAUUUUUGUUGUCUUUCAUUUUGUACCCUCCCUUCUCUAUCUCUCUCUUCUAAAUUCUGACUUGUGAAACUGUUUCUCCCUGUUUUCUUUUCCUAUGCACCUUAAAGCACACACAUUAACCAUCCUUGCUACCGCCUAGACCAGUUAAGUAAAAAUACAAAAUCCCAGAACCCCCAAAUAUCUUUAUAUUUCUGACAGGGGAUUCAGUUUUGUGAGUGUCUGUAUGUGUAUGUGUGUGUUCGUGCGUGUGUGUGUGUGUGUGUUUUCUAGAUAAAGUAGCUUUGCACAGAUAGCUAGUGUGCUAUUCCAACAGUUCAAUCCUCUGCCUAGCUUGAGUUCUGGUUUGAUGUCCCUUCUGUGAUGUUGUGGUCGUUUUUAGUUCCUUUGUUUGAAUGUAGUUGGUUGUGAUUGUAAAUAUUUCUUUGCGUCUCAUCCCCAUUUUGCUCUGUGUUCUCAGUCCUAGUUAGUGGCUAAGUUUGUGUUGUGGGUUGGGUGGGGAAAAUGAAAAUAUCCUUAUAGGGAGGAACCCUGGUGGUGGAAAUAUGACAAUGAUCGUGGGAGGGGUGUGGUGAGGGUUUACUUUUGUGUAGCCCUGAGAUGUGGCUUCCAUCUCAGAGUGUCUUGUGAUAGUUGCACUGAUUUGUUUUUUAGUUUUAAGAUUUUUCGUCUCUUUUUUUAAAACUUUUUUUGUGUUUCUUGCCGUUGUCGUAACUCCUGUAGUUUGUCUGUUUUAGGGUUUGAUAGCUGCUUUUUUAAACUCACAGCCUUCACUAGGAAGACAUCAAUUGGUCUAUUAACUAAUUAUUACAUAUUAAUUCAAGGUAAACUCUUUUUUUUUUGCCACUAUUCCAAACAGCCUGCUUCUCAGCUGCAGCACAGUGCAUGGCUUAGGCCCAGCAGUGCUUCAAGUUCUUUUGGGCUUGGUUAAAAAGAGAAAACCGAACUUGCCGUUAUUGUUCCUUUUGAAUCAAGGACAAGUGUAGAAAUGUGCUCAUCUCUAUGCUUGAGUCUUUGAAAGUCAAGAGAACAUUGUAGAUAUGCAGCCACAAGGCAAGUUGAAGUACAAUGGUGUGGGCAAAGUCCCCUCCCCAGUUCUGCAAAGAACUGCAGUUUUAACCAAGCAAAAGUGCUCCAGUGACUCAGUUCUGCUUUGUUUGUUUGUUCUGUAUAUUUGUCCCAUCCUUCACUGUUGUCCAGGGUCGACAAACAGGUUUACUGUCUGGUAACAAGUUAGCAGAAAUGGGGGCAUGCUUUAGGAUGAUGAAACUGUUGUUGCGCGUUGUUGAUGUAAAGACAGAUGGAUGUUCACUGUGGUCAUUGGACUGUCCCUGGGAUGGACUCUGCUGAAACUACACAGUCCUACCAAAACAAAAAAAGGCGUAUCUGUUGAUUAAUUCAUGAGCAAAGAAUCUUUAAAUGUAACCUGCACUGCAGGCUAAAUUUGUAACCAGAACUUGGCAUGUGUUGGUUUCCAGCAGAGGACUUCCCUGGGCCUGUAUGUGCAUUUGGUUUUACUGUUCCUCUUCCUCUACUGAUUGUUCUCUAUUCCACCUCCUGUCUUCUCCUCUUCCUUGUUGCUUGCAGGGCAGCUGAAGAGGCCAUGAUUUCAGAUCUGGAUGAAAACAACCCUGGCACUGAGUGGGAACGGGUGGCUCGGCUCUGCGAUUUCAACCCCAAGUCCAGCAAGCAGGCUAAAGACGUAUCCCGCAUGCGAUCCGUCCUCAUCUCCCUGAAGCAGUCCCCACUGGUCCGCUAGGCAGCUGAGGCUGAUCAGGGCAUCAUUCCAUAUCAUUCUCAUCAUACACCAACCCAACUACCGAAAUCCCAGCAUCUGUAUUGUGAAGACGAGGGGAAUUAAAACCUUUCUGUCCGUAUCUGUUUGCCAUGCUCAGCCCUGUGGAAGGAAAUCCUGCCCUCAUCUGUCUCCUCUGGGCACGGCUGUAGAGAUUAUCCUUUAAGAACCAGCUCACCAUUUUCUCCCGUUUGCACUUUUUCCACAGACCAUCCAAACCUUUUUAAUUCCUCUUCCCUUGACGAACAUACAGAGAUCAUGCCUAGUAGAUCAACCUUAGGUCUCGAGGUCUGUGGAGUUGUGUGAUACUUUAGUGAGGAUGGCGAGUUGGGACACUAAAAGGGAAGGGCUGAUUGUUCGAGCCUCUAACUACACUACAACCUGAUUACUCGGCCCUCAAACAAUAUCACUCCCAUAACGCUGUAAAUCUAAUGAAUCUUACUCCAGUCUACCAGGUUUGUUUGAUGUGUAAUUGUUCGUAUUUUACCCUCCAACACAUCACCUCAUAUUCUGUCAUCCUCAUAAAAAGAAUUCUAUUCAGAGCUUUUCUUUUUGUUGUUUUUUUUAAGGACCAAACUCAAAGACAAAACUCCAAAUUCAGUGUGUGUACAUACUGUGUGUGUUGACCCCACGUGUGGCAUAUUGUGUGAAACUUUCCAAUCUAUGCAUUUCCUUUUGAAAAGCCUCCCCCUUCUCCAGUCAGGAACUGAAGUCCAGUUAUUACAGUAAAUGUGACCCAUCUCUGUGUGUUUCAAACCUCAGCUGAGUGUGUGUAUGUACUCUUUGCGUGUACCUUUGUACAUAUACAGAAGGCAAUAUAUAUACAGUAAACAAAAAGUUUAUGUCACUUCAACUAGAAAGUUCUGGUUAUAAAGAGAAAUAGAUGUUAGCCAGCUGUUGCUUGACCAUCCGUAUUCAUUGUCCAUUUGAUUUCAAUAUAAGUAAAACCUGAAAGAAAACUCU